UUUGAAUUACAAACGCAGUGUUCUCGUUGGCAUUUCUUCGCGGUCUCGGGUUGUGUUUGAAGAAGUGUAUUACCGGCUUCUUAAUUAUGGAGAUUCUUGAGUUCCACGGACGAAACUAGCGCCUGAAACGAUGAUAACAUCGUGAAGUUCGAUUCGACAAUGUCCUCACCUUCGGAAUCAAUCACUUCCCCAAAUAGCUCGAUUGAUCCUGCGGAAUUCGAAGCCCUGUACGCAGAGGUGAAAGAGGUGGAGAAGAAAGAUGCCAAUCUUACACCAAAGCAACAAAUCGAUCGUCUUCUGAGACCUGGGUCUACCUACUUCAAUCUGAAUCCAUUUGAAGUUCUUCAGAUUGACCCAGAUACCAGCUUGGAAGACAUUAAAAAAUGUUACAAGAAGUGUUCCGCUGAUGGCCUUUCACCGAAUGCUCUGCAGUUGUCCAUCCUCGUUCACCCUGAUAAGAACAGGGAAGACGAAGAGCGAGCGAAAAGGGCUUUCGAUGCUGUGAAUCAGGCUUACAAGACGUUAGAAGAUGAGGAGAAACGCAAACGAGCUUUCAAUGUCGUCGAGGAAGCAAAGGCUAGGACUGACCAAAUGUUGGAAGAGAAACGAAAGAAAUUGAAACGGGAAGGGAAGCCUCCUCGAAUCGAUGAAGAUGAUCCCAUCAAAUAUAAGCACGCAGUUGCCACGCUUACCAUGAAACUUUUCGCGGACAAGGAACGGCGGCGCCGGCAACUUGAAGCGCGUGACAUGGAUGAGCGCAAACGGCAACGUGAGCAGGAAAUUGAGGAAGCGGAGAAAAAUAAAAUUGAGAAGGAGUGGCAGAAAAAUUUUGAAGAUUCUCGACAAGAUCGUGUUCGCAGUUGGCAAAAUUUCAAAGAUAACAAAACGACAACGAAAAAAAAGAAAAAGAGGGAAGCUCCCGGGCCAGUCGGGGGAAUUCGUCCCCCGAAGCUCAAACUCGAAAAGCGUCAGUGAAAUCACGUGUUUAAAUUUGCAUCUAACUAUUGUCCUGCCAUAUAGGAAAUACAAAAUGGCGUUUUCAAUUUUA
Notodromas monacha is the source of this 1048-nucleotide messenger RNA. NCBI's taxonomy places the organism in Eukaryota, Metazoa, Arthropoda, Ostracoda, Podocopida, Cyprididae. The record is from the annotation of a GenBank genome assembly.